Messenger RNA from Alternaria atra, 585 nucleotides. RefSeq lists its product as uncharacterized. The coding region runs from base 1 to 585 and encodes 194 amino acids. The record is from RefSeq and is a predicted model, not a curated record. The transcript has a single exon. Lineage: Eukaryota; Fungi; Ascomycota; Dothideomycetes; Pleosporales; Pleosporaceae.
AUGGCGACCAACUUUGACGAGCCUGCGUCCGUCGUGAAACCCCCGAGCAAACUUGCGCAUGUUGUCCUUCGUACGAACAACCUACAAAACAUGGUGCGCUUCUACGCUGACUUCCUCGGCGCGCACAUCGGGUAUGAGAACGAGAUGAUAGCAUUCCUUUCCUACGACGACGAACAUCACCGCAUUGCCCUCAUCCAAGCGCCCGGAACCCAGGCUAAAGCCCGAGGUACUUGCGGCCUCGAGCACAUUGCCUUUGCCUUCGACUCAUUGUCCGAUCUUCUGGUUUCUUAUCGACAACGUAAACAGAAGAACAUCUUACCGCUUUGGUCUGUCAACCAUGGACCCACCACGUCUAUCUAUUACCGUGAUCCUGAUGGCAAUGAGAUCGAGACGCAGGUCGACAAUUUUAAGAAUGCACAUGAUGCCACGGAGUUUAUGAAGACCAAGGCUUUCGCCGAGAACCCCAUAGGUGUAGACUUUGACCCGGAAGACUUCAUCACGCGUCUGCAAAACGGAGAAAAGGAGGAGGCUCUGAUGAAACGUCCUGAAAUUGGACCUCGUGGUUUACCGAACCACAUGCUAUAG